CGCCAAAGGAAGAUUCCGUGAGUUGGAAGUGAGCAACAGGUGUCCUGACCUAAUCUGUACGGAAGAGUUCAGUUUUGGGGAAGGGUUUUCACUGCAAAGAUGGCCUCUUUUAAUGAAUGUAUCAAACCUAUCAUUGAACAAUUGGACAAAUUUAAUCCUGAAGCUGACAGUCCUGAGCAUGUCCUAGAAGAGAUGUCUAACAUUUUGCAGCAGACUCUCAAUAUUAAAGAUGAAAGCUUCAUUUUGGAAGUUCUCUCUGGAUGUCUUGAAUAUAAGAAGUUACUGGAAGUGGUGGUCACUGCAUUUUACGCACAUGCUGGGAAGAAGUAUCUGUGGUCUGAUUACAAUCUCUUUACAGUUAUUUGUUAUCUGUCUACUUUUUGCCUGGAUAAAAUUGGUCUCCAGUCCUUCAGUAAAAUUAUCAAGUCUCUGGAUAGUGCCAAAAUGUGUAAGUUUCUCAAGUUUUUCUUCAACAUCAUCAACUUGACCACAUGGAUAAAAGAUGAAUGGAGUUUAAUCUAUGAUGCCUCUUAUGUAAAGGAAACCUGGAUUGAGCCAUUGUUGAAAUGGGAACCAGAAAUACAAACGCUGAUUGACUACCUGAGUGAUGUAAUAGAGAACAGGUCAGUCCUGCACGUAAAGUUCCCAAAGUUAACCAAGCCGAAGGAGUUUAAUUUGACCAUCCCAAAGCCCAGAGGCAUUCUAGCUCCUGAUGUACUUCCUGUUCUGAAGAAGCCAGAACCAGUACCCCGGAGCACCUAUAACCAUCCAAAAAUACAGAAAGAACUGGGCAUAAUCAAGCAAAAGAAUCGCCGAAGGGCAGAGGCAUUACUCCUGGAAGCAAACAUGGCUACAUAUAGCUGUGCAGUCACCAGACCAGAAAAAAGAGAGGAAUCAGAAUCGAAUCAGCAACCUGAUUAUAAGUUUAAGGUGUCCCACAAAACCAAGUCGAAACUUCCCUUGGUCUUCUAUAAGCCUGACAACAUCCCUGUGAAACUCAAUGCCGCAGCUCUCUACAGGGAGGAGGCCCUAUACCAACAUAAAGCAGAGAAGGAGCUUCGCAGGGUUGAAGACCUCCUGCAAGGAUACAAAGGCUUCUCAGAAUUCCUAGAACAGCAAAAGAAGCUACAAGAGAAGGAGUUAGAGGAGAAGCUGGCGAAGGCGGAGUACCAGAGGCUGCUGGGGAAGCUAAGCCGGGAAGAGGCGAUUAUACAGCAUCAGAACCUCACUAAGGAGAACUACAAGAAAGCCAAAGAGAAGAAAGAAAUGAUAGCAAAGCUGAAGAAUGAGUACACAAAGCAGUGCCUUAAAGAAAAAAAGAAAAGGAAAAAAGUGAUUGAACAAGUAGCAGAGGGCCACAAAAAUGUGAAGACUGUCCAAGCAAAGCUGCGGAAAACCAAGCGACAAUUAGUCCAGGAAGUGACUCAAGAAAUCAAGCAACUACAUGAGAAGAGGCUGGAGAUUAUCAAUGAAGAUAACAAGAAAAAAUUUGAACGGAUCCAUGAACUCCGAUCAAUUGAGUCUCUUCCCGUGAUAAAGGAACGAUUUUUUGACUUUACGAAGGAUGCUGGUCAUGGCCUCAUUGGGGAAAUGUCCUUGGUAGAACUUCGGGAACGGCUGCUGUUGCUUCAGCAACAGCAGAAACGAGAUGAAGAAGAGAAGCGGGACCAGAUCAUCCGGGAAAAGCAAGCUAAGAUGAAUAAGCUUCUGGAAAAGGCCGAACAGAUUGCUAUGUGCCGAGAAGCCUGUGGGAGAGCAGCAGCAUUAAAGAUUGAGGAAAGAAAAAGGCUCGAAUUCCACACACCCAAAGCUGUCAGUCAAGAUGAGCGCAAUUUAGAGCUGAAGAAGAAAAUCCAGGUGCUAAUGGAGCAGCGGCAAAAGAAGGAGGAAAGCCUGAAGGCAGGACCCCAGAAGGCCAAGCCAGAGCUAGAACCAUGGCUCAGGCCCAAGACUCCUUUCGAAGAACAGCACUGGAAAAUGUUGGAGGAGAGCCGGGAAAAACUUUACAAGAGACUCCAGAGAAACACAGCCACCAGAGCAGCAGAACAGAGAGAGGAGUACCAUGUGUCAACGCUGAGUGGAGCUCAGCCUUGCAUCCUGAGGUCUUAA
Trichosurus vulpecula (common brushtail) is the source of this 2109-nucleotide messenger RNA. It is a transcript of the gene CFAP99, whose product is annotated as cilia and flagella associated protein 99. NCBI's taxonomy places the organism in Eukaryota, Metazoa, Chordata, Mammalia, Diprotodontia, Phalangeridae. The transcript is spliced from 17 exons. The record is from RefSeq and is a predicted model, not a curated record. Bases 100 to 2109 code for a protein of 669 amino acids.